AUGCAAAAACGAAUCGAGGAGCUAGAAGGUACGAAAAAACAAUUAUCACAAAUGUAUGUUUCCAUCGUUUUUUUGCCAAUUUUGUGGACCCAAACGGGAAUCACCGCGAUGGUAGGAGCGCCAAACGCACAGAAAUUACCUAUGUUCCUCAGGCUAAUCUUAAUUAAAUUUAUUCUCAUGUCGAGAACAUUGAGAGAAGAACGACGUGCAUUAAUAAUUCGCCCACUUAUUUGCAUCUCAUUGAAUAAGAAUAGCGACUAUUGAUAUAUACCUCAUUCUUUAAAACACACCGACACCUAUAAAUGACCGUGUAUUCGAGAAUUUUAGCGUACCCUGCUACACGUGUUCAUGAAUUUAAAACCACACCUACCCAACCUUUAUACCUGCACUGUAUGAUGAACAACACAGGGAGCUCUCGAUGAUUCUAGCACAAUUUCCGAUCAUUCUCCUCCGUGUAAAAACUCCACCGUUCUUGUUACAUUUUUGCGGGGGAUCGUUUGGAAUCGUGUAGUAACUAUUUACGAUCGAUAUUUAGGAAAUGAUAAAGGUUGAGGAUUAUUUAAGGCGCGGCGUUGUAUAAAUCUAUUGUUGUAUGAAGCUUAAGUCAGUCCAGAGAUACGAUUGCAGUAAAAUUAGUAUAUGUUUUGGCUUUGUAGGGGCGAGUUUUCAGGGCAAAGACGGAGACGGUGAGGACGAAGAUGCCGACGAAGAUGCCGAAUUGUGCGAAACCGAAGAGGAGGAGCCAAAGCCUAAGGAGCCAAAAAAAACAAGGGCUCAAAGAAUUCCCGAGGUUUGUUAG
This is a messenger RNA of Pocillopora meandrina, 799 nucleotides long. The record is from the annotation of a GenBank genome assembly. Lineage: Eukaryota; Metazoa; Cnidaria; Anthozoa; Scleractinia; Pocilloporidae.